UCAAAAUGGCAGCGCCCUUGAAAAUCAGUGGUUUCUGCUGUCGCAACGAAAAACCAUUAGCAAAUUUUAUUUACAGGUUUUUAUCAACAAAUUCAGCAACAAAAAAUGAAACACGGCCCAAAAAUGAAAGUAGAGAAACACAUUUUGGAUUUGAGACUGUCGCCGAAGAUGAGAAAGAGGAGAGAGUUUACGAAGUCUUCAAGAAUGUUGCUGGAAAGUAUGACUUGAUGAAUGAUGCCAUGAGCUUUGGUAUACACAGACUAUGGAAAGACCAUUUCAUCCACAGAAUGGCUCCAGUAGAAGGGACAAAGCUUUUAGAUGUUGCUGGUGGCACAGGAGACAUUGCAUUUAGGUUUCUUCAGUACAUACAGUCCCAGAAUGAUGAUCCAAUCAUGGUUGAGGAAAGUUUUUCAAUUCCAACAAAUAUAGAAGCUGGAGCUUAUUCUAUUCCAAGUGAUUAUGCUGAGGAGGAAAAAAUUGAUUUAUCAGGUUAUAAAGAAGACACUUCUCAUGUGACAGUGUGUGAUAUAAACCAGGAAAUGUUGAAUGUCGGGAAAUCUCGAGCUGAAGAAGCAGGGAUAUUUACAGGUAUCGACUGGGUUCAAGGCAAUGCAGAAUGUUUACCUUUUGAGGACAACAGUUUUGAUGCUUAUACAAUAGCUUAUGGAAUCCGCAACUGUACCCAUGUUGAUAAAGUUUUAACUGAAGCAUUCAGGGUGUUGAAGCCAGGAGGACGGUUUUUGUGUUUGGAAUUUAGUCAAGUCAAUAAUUUAGGUUUAAGGAGAUUAUAUGACUCCUAUUCAUUUGAAGUUAUUCCAGUGAUGGGCCAAGUUCUGGCUCGGGACUGGAAAUCUUACCAGUAUUUGGUGGAAAGCAUCAGGCAGUUUCCAAAUCAGAAAAAAUUUGCUGCGAUGAUUCGACAAGCUGGCUUUGGAAUGGUUACUUAUGAAAAUUUGACUUUUGGUGUAUCUGCAAUACACUCCGGUUAUAAAUUACUCAAAGUGGUGAAAUAACUUGGAUAAAGGAUGUGUUUUUUUCAGCAGACGGUAAACUAUAGCUGUGAUACAAUGUAUAUACACUGUACAUGAUAGAUUGGACUUAACGAAGUUAUAAAAAAAAACUGGCCAUGAUUUUAAUAUGUUUUAUAUAUACAUGCAAUACCACGCAGAUGUCAUACUCUUUAGAAAUGUGGUUAACUUCAUCCUAGAAUGCCAUAUUAUUCAUUUCACUUCAAAAAUAGCAGUUUUAUAGUUAGAUCAGGUACUCACCAAGUUAUCAGAAAAUUUUGAUGGUACAGAGAAAAAAAGUAAUAAUGUAACCAUGCCCCGAAAGUGAUGGAACAUACCGUUACAUGUAACAACUGACAACAUUACAAACAUGGCAAAUGGCUGUAGGUGACUACAGCUUUACCAAUAAAAAUUGACUAUUUAUUUUGAGAUGUUUUGUUUUUUAAAAGCCAUUUUCUUUUAAUUUUUGAUUACCAGGUUUGGUUGGGUUUUUUUUUUGCAUUUUAAAGCAUAAAAAUUUGUAUUUAGAAUAUGCUGAUAAAAAGUCAUUAUCAAAUACCCACAGGUGAUUGUGUCUUUUAAAAGGAAAAGAUGCGAUCAACCAUGGGUAUUCAACAAUGACAAAUAGUUUACUUUCAAUGUUUUCAUGAACAUUUGUCAAACGUUCUGUCUGAUGUCCAUGAUGUAAAUAACAAAUGAAACCCGUUUCUGUCUCUAUUAAAUGCAAAGAUUCAAAAUUUGGUGGCCAUGCAUAGUCACUGGUUUUCUUCAUACUUUACAGUUUGAAAGAUUUUGAUAAGUAAUAAAAGCUUAACUAUACUUUGAUUCUAUGUGGUCCUGUUGCCAUGGUAACAGAGGGAGAAGAUAUAUAAAUGGUAUUUUUAAUGCUUAUUUGAGAAUAUAUUGUGUGCAAUAGCAACAAUUUGGGGUUUCUAGGGUAGAAUAUAAUGUGAGCAAAAUUUGCAAUUUUUCAAGAGAAAGAACAAUUGAUGUGGAGAAACGCAAUUUUUAAAAAGUGUUUCCAUGGUACUUAGAGAAACUUCCAAAUAUGAUUUUUUCUUUUAAUAUUGAUUUAAGAUGCAAAUUUUUAAUUUCUUGGUAAACACUUGGUACCUUAUAUGAUGUAACACAACUUUAAUGGGGUAGUUUACGCUUUAUAGCCACAGACUUUUUAAUUUUAGCCACGUAUUGAAGCCCGACUAGCUUUUGCUUGAACCCAGAGGCAUUUUUAAAUAUAGAACAAUUUAAGAUGUGUUGCGUAAAAACUUUUGAAUUAAUGGUUCCAAGUCUUUUCAAUAUCAGUCAAAGGGCCUUUAUUUUACAAUUCUUUGAAAAAUGUUGGUUUUUUAAAAAAUAUGUAGUGAAAGAAAAAAACUGGCAAACUUAUCUUCUCACUUUUGUUACAUUUGAUUAAUUAACCUAUUAUAGCUUGUUUCACGAUUCAUUUUCAUUACCUUUUGACUUAUUAGCAAACCUUGGUUCAGUGUAAUAUUUGUAUUACUGAAUGACAGUAUUCCACAACACAUAUUACAUAACAUAAAUAUCAUUCAUGACAGAACCACAAGUUUAAUUUGUAUAAAAAUUUUAUAUAAUAAAAAUAUAAUAACAAGGGUAAAUAUUUAUUGAACUUUUGUUACUUCACAACAUUUCUUUGGAGAAUUCUCAAGUAACAAUUCUACACAUGUCCAUUUCAAAAGAAAGGACAUUAUAUUUCCUCUAUAAUUUUCGAUUUUUUUUUUUACAAAAUAAAUUAAAA
Messenger RNA from Magallana angulata, 2763 nucleotides. Its product is annotated as 2-methoxy-6-polyprenyl-1,4-benzoquinol methylase, mitochondrial-like. Bases 6 to 1013 code for a protein of 335 amino acids. Gene Ontology annotation, biological process: ubiquinone biosynthetic process. The transcript is spliced from 7 exons. Lineage: Eukaryota; Metazoa; Mollusca; Bivalvia; Ostreida; Ostreidae. Gene Ontology annotation, molecular function: methyltransferase activity. The record is from RefSeq and is a predicted model, not a curated record.